This is a messenger RNA of Hydra vulgaris (swiftwater hydra), 1514 nucleotides long. Its product is annotated as E3 ubiquitin-protein ligase RING2. The record is from RefSeq and is a predicted model, not a curated record. NCBI's taxonomy places the organism in Eukaryota, Metazoa, Cnidaria, Hydrozoa, Anthoathecata, Hydridae. Gene Ontology annotation, molecular function: ubiquitin protein ligase activity; chromatin binding. Gene Ontology annotation, cellular component: ubiquitin ligase complex; PcG protein complex.
AAAUUAACAAAAAUAAGUAUUAAUAAUUUUUCUAUUUUAAAAUUUUUAGCUGUUUAAAAUAACGAUGCAAAAUUUUUCGCAUAUAAUUCAGUACCAUAUAAUCAGUUGCAUAUAAUCAGUUUCGAAGCUAGCUAACCCAAAAUUUGUGUCUGCAUAAAAAAUAUUUGUGAUAUGUAAAUGUAGUCUAUGAUGUCACAGUCUGCACAAGGUCUUCAACAACCAAAAUCUUGGGAACUGAGUUUGUAUGAGCUUCAUCGAACACCACAAGAAGUUAUUACAGAUGAUACAGAAAUUGCUAUAUCACCGAGAUCUCUUCAUAGCGAACUUAUGUGUCCAAUUUGUUUAGAUAUGUUAACUAAUACUAUGACAACAAAGGAAUGCUUACAUAGGUUUUGUCAUGAUUGUAUAAUAACCGCUUUAAGAGCUGGGAACAAAGAGUGUCCUACAUGUAGAAAAAAGUUAAUAUCAAAAAGAUCACUGAGACCCGAUCCUAACUUUGAUUCUCUAAUUGCAAAGAUAUAUCCUAAUCGAGACGAGUAUGAAGCUCAUCAAGAACAGGCACUCGAAAAGUUACAUCAACAUACCAAUCAGCAAGCACUGACCAACAGUAUAGAAGAAGGUCUUCGUAUUCAAGCUAGAAACAGACUGAACCGAAUGCUUAAACAACAGCGCAAGCAAGCAGAACAUGCUCUAGUUGAUCAUUCAGCAACUGUUAAAGAGGAAGAUAGCCCAGUAAUUUCACAAGAUUCUGGUGAAAUGUCGACAGAAAAUAACGAUUCAGCAGUUAUGACUGGAAAACAUAAAGUUUCGAAGAGAAAACACAAAGAUUCUACUGGUUCUCUUACCGAUAAUUCAAACUUUUUAAAUAAUGAAGUAAACGAGGUAGAAGUGCUGUUUCACCCUCAUCCUGCUUGUGAUAUUCUUAAACACUUUAAAUCGCGAUAUUUAAAAACUACGGGAAUUGCAACUGUUGCUCAUUUGUGUCAAUUUUUAGUUACAAGAAUUUCUCUAGAAGAAAUAACUCCGUGUAUCGACUUUGAAGUGUUGGUACGUACGGUCGGGGAAUAUCAGAAACUUGAAAAACAUUUAACUCUUGCAGAAAUUAAACAGCUUUAUUCAAAAGAUUCGACACCACUUGAACUUUUUUUUUCAAGUGAAAAUCGGUAAUUUGUUUAAAAACUAAAUAGUUUAAUAAAUAGUAUUUAUUAUAUUUUUAAUAUUUGCUGAUUAAAAAUCCGGAUUCCACUUACUCCAUUUUAAGAAAAUGUUUUUCAAAUUUUUUCAUAAAAUGUUUUUAAUAUUUUUAUUAUUGUUUUUAUUAGUUUUAACGGGUCGCUUUAUCUUUAUUUGGUUUUAAAAUGCUUCUUUAGACAUUUUUAAAAUCUACUUUCGCAUAUAAUUUACAGUAUUAUUAUCAGUUUAUUUAUCGCUUAUUUAAUUUUAUUAACCGUUGACGCAUUUCUGUGUAAAAUUAAUAAGCUAUUAACAAAUUUAAAAAUUAAACAUCUUCAUAA